GGUGGACCCCGGAGGCUCCUUGCACUGGCAGUCCCUCCUAAGCCUGGAGCCGGAGACCAACCACCCCAGAGCCAUGGAUAGACCCACAGUCUGGGUCCCGCCCUGCGCACUCUGACCUCUCCUCAGGCACAUUCGGCGUGCCUCUGGCCCCCUCAGCUUUCUUUUCCAAGACCAUUUCUUUAUGCCCCCUCUCACGAGGCAGGCUUAGUUUCUCCUUCUCCCACUCUCCUGAUGGCCUGCAGUGGAGUGACCACUGCUCCCCAGGAGUCCCCUGCUCCUCCUCCCCAGACGGCCAGCCGAGCUGUCCCCGGACGCGCCAUGCGCAGCACCACACUACUGGCUCUGCUGGCUCUGGUCCUACUCUACUUGGUGUCGGGUGCCCUGGUGUUCCAGGCCCUGGAGCAACCCCAUGAGCAGCAAGCCCUGCAGCAGGCCCAGAGGGAGCUGGAGCAGAUUCAAGAGAAGUUCCUGAGGGAGCACCCAUGUGUGAGCGAGCAGGAGUUGGGGUCCUUCAUUCAGGAGGUAGCUGCUGCCCUGGGAGGGGGUGCGGACCCAGAAACCAACUCCACCACUAAUGGCAACCAUUCCGCUUGGAACCUGGGCAGCGCCUUCUUUUUCUCUGGGACCAUCAUCACUACUAUCGGCUAUGGCAAUGCAGCCCUGCACACGGAUGCCGGGCGCCUUUUCUGCAUCUUUUAUGCACUGGUGGGGAUCCCGCUGUUUGGGAUGCUGCUGGCGGGGGUCGGGGACCGGCUGGGCUCCUCUCUGCGCCGGGGCAUCGGUCAUAUCGAAGCAAUCUUUUUGAAAUGGCACGUGCCAGCCGGGCUGGUGCGAGUGCUGUCGGCGGUGCUGUUCCUGGUGAUCGGAUGCCUGCUCUUCGUCCUCACGCCCACAUUCGUGUUCUGCUACAUGGAGAACUGGAGCAAGCUGGAGUCCAUCUACUUCGUCAUAGUGACUCUCACCACCGUGGGCUUCGGCGAUUAUGUGGCGGGCGCCGACCCCAAGCAGGAACAUCCAGCCUACCAGCCGCUGGUGUGGUUCUGGAUUCUGCUCGGCCUGGCCUACUUCGCCUCGGUGCUCACCACCAUCGGCAACUGGUUGAGAGCCGUGUCCCGCCGCACCCGGGCGGAGAUGGGUGGCCUCACGGCGCAGGCUGCCAGUUGGACCGGCACGGUGACGGCGCGGGUGACACAGCGAGGCGGGCCCACCGCCGCGCCCCCGGAGAAGGAGCCACGACUCCUACCCCCACCGCCCUGUCCAGCACCGCCCGUCGGCACACCUCAGUUCCCGGCGCCCCCGGAGAAGGUCCAGACCCCUUCCCCUCCCACGGCCUCGGCUCUCGAUUAUCCCAGCGAGAACUUGGCCUUCAUCGACGAGUCCUCGGACACGCAGAGCGAGCGCGGCUGCACCCUGCCCCGCGCGCCGCGCGGGCGCCGCCGUCCCAACCCUUCCAGGAAGCCUGCCAGGCCGCGGGGUCCCGGGCGUCCCCGAGACAAGGCCGUGCGGGUUUAGGGACAGGACCCCUGGCCCAGGCCCCUCCAAGGGCUUCGGUUCUGUUGUUUUCUUGGCAUGCUUGGCUUGUUUGACCAAAGAGCCCUCUUUCGUCGAUGCCACUAAAGGCUGGCGCCAAGGGUUACCUAAAGAAAAACAAAACAAAACAAAAAACACCACCACUCGCUCCUGCUCUCUUCCUCACUUCUACCUAUUUCCCGACCCCCCCUCACCCCAAGUCUUUCUAUGUCUGUGCCCUGGCCGGGCUUGUCACCACACCACACCUCACGACUGUGCCUCAAAGCCUGCAUCCAAUAAACAAAAGAGUUUGCACCGCC
This is a messenger RNA of Jaculus jaculus (lesser Egyptian jerboa), 1829 nucleotides long. RefSeq names its product potassium two pore domain channel subfamily K member 4 (gene Kcnk4). The record is from RefSeq and is a predicted model, not a curated record. Gene Ontology annotation, molecular function: potassium ion leak channel activity. NCBI's taxonomy places the organism in Eukaryota, Metazoa, Chordata, Mammalia, Rodentia, Dipodidae. The coding region runs from base 232 to 1512 and encodes 426 amino acids. The transcript has 7 exons. Gene Ontology annotation, biological process: potassium ion transmembrane transport; stabilization of membrane potential. Gene Ontology annotation, cellular component: membrane.